GCCAGCAGAGAUGAACAACAAGACAACACAGAAGAGAUGCAACACAAAAACAAAAGGACACGGCAAAUCUCGAUCAUUCCUCUUCUGAUCAACCUCAGAUUCACUCUCAGACAUGCCCUCUAUCAGAUCAAGGGGGAAGGCGUGUCAUUGCCAUGGCAUCAGAAGUAUUUUUGAGUGGCUCCAUUUCUGUGAAUUCACAACCCUCCAAAACCUCUCAGGUGAGCAGACAGAGUGUUUGAGUCAACACAACAGAGUUGUUCUCUAGUUGAGAUUCUUUCACUUUCUUUCUGUGAGCUCACGCUGGGGACAAACUGAGACAGACACACGGACGGACACAUAUACCGUAUGGACAUAAAACUGGAGUGCAGUAUGUCUUUGGAGACUUUGGUUAGCGGAGGCAUCGUGAACAGAAGAAGAAAUGGAGAGUGACACUGCAGAGGCACAUAUUGGCUUUGUCUUGGCACCUUGUUGAAGCUGUUGUAAGAGGGCAUUGAAGGUAGCACCACAACUGGUUUCCAUUACUGUAAGUAGCUGCAUUCUUGUAAAUUCUCAACCCUACACAAGUCAACACAGAGGAGUUGUGGUGUUGAGUUGAGAUUCGCAGGGCUGACUUGUUGUAUGUUCAACCACCAUGAGGGACAAACUGGACAUCCUGGCCCUGGUGUUGGGCUCUCUGGGGUUCAUCUGCCUGGCAUACAGUGUACUCCUUCCAAGAUGGCUUGUCUCUGACUCUCGCGGGAUAGGUCCAUGGAUGUCGUGGCACUGGGGCGCGAAGGGGCUACAGUGUACGCUGCAUGGUGAUAUCUUACUGGGCAUGUCCAUCCCACUGUGGAUCGGAACCGCACUUGCCCUCAGUGCUGUCUUGAUGUCUGGCUUCGCUCUGCGUGGCACCAAAUGCUGUGGCGUGAACGUGCAAAAGAAGCUGUUUGCAGGUGGCUGCCUGUACCUGCUAUCCUGCUGGGUGGCACUGGGACCAGUCAUCUGGGCCACAUACAUCAUUGGGAUUAAUGGGUUCAAAGUCACAGACACAGGAGAGUGUCUGUACCUGGCCUGGAUAUCUUUGGGGCUCCUUUUGGCAGUUGGGGUGCUGCAACUGCACCGCUACUCCCCCUGCAGACGGAAAGAGGAAGUGUCACACAACUGCACCCCACCUCUGGAGCACGAGGAUGAGGAAGAGAGGUACGGAGAGGAGAGCGUCCACUUUUUAAAACCUGAGACGAUAUGGGAGAGAGGAAAGCAGGAGAUGGUGUGUUUGAACAAGUAUGAAAGGACAGCAGGAGACAAUGUGACUGAACCAACACGAAAGGGCAGCAAGAGACAAUACGUUUGA
Messenger RNA from Engraulis encrasicolus (European anchovy), 1330 nucleotides. RefSeq lists its product as uncharacterized. The record is from RefSeq and is a predicted model, not a curated record. Lineage: Eukaryota; Metazoa; Chordata; Actinopteri; Clupeiformes; Engraulidae. The transcript has 2 exons. Bases 632 to 1330 code for a protein of 232 amino acids.